Ostrinia nubilalis (European corn borer) is the source of this 1155-nucleotide messenger RNA. RefSeq names its product ester hydrolase C11orf54 homolog. The record is from RefSeq and is a predicted model, not a curated record. The coding region runs from base 75 to 1139 and encodes 354 amino acids. Gene Ontology annotation, cellular component: nucleus. The transcript has 8 exons. Lineage: Eukaryota; Metazoa; Arthropoda; Insecta; Lepidoptera; Crambidae. Gene Ontology annotation, molecular function: zinc ion binding; hydrolase activity, acting on ester bonds.
AUCACCAAUUAGGGCUUGUUAACCGUUACAGGUUAUGUCUCAUUCUUGACUAGCUCAAAGUCAAAGAGUAGAAAAUGCGUCACCGUCCCAUAUUGUCAUUGAGCGCCAUCGCGAGCUACAUUGUAGUGGCCGUGAAUGCGGCGGCCUUGCCGGCCGACACCACGAGUAUGGCGUCCCUGGACUACUCGCAGCUUCCGAUCACGGAAAAGCCUCUCUUCACUCCGCCUGUUGAGGAAGUCGUAGAUGUCCUCUCGCGCGGACUAAAGUCCAACUUCGCGACGGUGGAGGUGUCGGCGGCGCCGUGCCCCGACCUCACGCAGCCGCCUUUCUUCCUCACCUCGCCUGGUUUGACUGGCAACGAGAAGCUGGUGGAGAUCGGCGGGCCGCCGUACCUGGUGCCGCGCGUGCGGCGCGACAAGCUGUACGACCUGGCGGCGCUGCUGCGGCACCUGCGCCGGGACCCCGCGCUGCUGGCCGGCGCCGGCGCCGGGCCCUGGCCGCACAUCGGCGUCAACUGCGAGGGCAUAAUAAACCUGAGCGUGCGCAACGGUACUGUAGAACAGGGCACGCGCAUCGUGUCGGUGGAGCCGGUGGGCGCGCCCAAGGGCCAGAGCGGCUACCUGCAGCGCCGGCUGCCGGCCAGCGAGACGAGGACUGCGUUGCUCGGCAACUACCUGCUUAGCGACGGCCUUCCCGGACAGGUGAUCAAGGUUGUCGCCAAAAAGCGAAUUGGAGAAGCCAAUUUCAUCACCUCAAUAAGAGAAACUUUGAAGAAGCAUUAUGGUGAUAAAGUCGUGGGGCUGGGAGGCACGUUCGUGCUGCGCGCGGGCAAGGUGAAGCACCACGUGAUGCCGGACUUCUCGCGCGCGGCGCUGUGCUCCGACGCCGACGUGGACGCCUGGCUGCACUACUUCGACAUGCGCGCGCCGAUUGUACAUGUCGGCACGCUCGUCACCGGCGACCUGGGCCUGGACCUGCGCGUGCAGCACUUCCACGGGUUCAGCGAGCACGGCGACGGCGGCCACUACCACUACGACGUGACGCCCGACGCCGCGCACUACGAGGCCUACUUCGUGCUGGCGCGCGCCGUCGUGCGCGUGGACCCGCCCGCCGACACGCACGCCAUGGGCCGCGACUAGGGUUGCCAGGUCCAAA